This is a messenger RNA of Cylicocyclus nassatus, 883 nucleotides long. NCBI's taxonomy places the organism in Eukaryota, Metazoa, Nematoda, Chromadorea, Rhabditida, Strongylidae. The record is from the annotation of a GenBank genome assembly.
AUGACUGGUCCGGAGUUUCUUGCAAACUUGCCAGAAGGCAUAUCAGCGUGCCCUUUCUUGGAGCAUGGCUGUCACAAAGUUGGAAGUGAGUUGGAUGUCAAAGUACAUAUACGCGAUGACAGAAUUUUUCAUCUUGUUUUGCUUUGUCGAGCCGUGCUUGAUCUGAAAGCGGCUCAAUUGAAGACUCUGCGUGAGCAACCGCAGAAAAUUAUGCGAACUGAGGAGCAGCUUACUCCAGCAUAUACUGUCCUGAAGAAGUAUGGACCCCAGUGCAUUUUUCACAUUCCUCAAAUCCACAACGUGAUAAGCGACGCGAGAAAAUCGGGCCAAAAUUUGGUUGUCAGUCAGCCUUUUGAAACACAUCGUUUUGGGUACAAAAUGACACUUUUGGUGGCGCCAUAUGGAGACGCAGAGGUAUCUCGCCAGUACAUCUCCAUAUUUGCAACAAUUGUCAAAGGCGACUACGAUGCCAUUCAGUGCUGGCCGUUCAAGCUUCCCAUAACUUUCACUCUGUACGCAGUGGAUCCAAAUAAGAACUUAGAAAGGGUGUUUAUACCAAACCCCACAGCCGAGAACGAUGCAUUUCUGGGAAGACCUAAAGGAGCUCGUAAUGCUGCAUUUGGAAUCCAGCGUUUUUGCGCUUUGAACGAUCUGGACAAUUACACCAUAAAAGGAGGCUUGUUCAUUGGCGCUCAUGUGGACUUGAGCGGUCUCCAUCGUGCUCGCCGAAUGCCGUCUGAUGAGCUAUGAACAUUUCGCUUUCACAGAGUUAUCUUCCAUGCUGAAACUGGGAUAUCCGAGAACGCUGUUGCAUCCAAUUUUCAACACAUUCAAACGUUUUCUCAUAAAUUCUAAGAAUAACUUUUCCAAAACGUGUUAGGGC